Molecule: messenger RNA, 1086 nt
Organism: Xenia sp. Carnegie-2017
Lineage: Eukaryota; Metazoa; Cnidaria; Anthozoa; Malacalcyonacea; Xeniidae
Product: 26S proteasome non-ATPase regulatory subunit 8-like
Exons: 9
Coding region: 159-977 (272 amino acids)
Biological process (GO): proteasome-mediated ubiquitin-dependent protein catabolic process
Cellular component (GO): proteasome regulatory particle; cytosol; nucleus
Source: RefSeq, a predicted model, not a curated record
UAAUAUAAAGCUUGGUAAAGUUCUAAAGAAAAUUCUUUAAGCUUCUACGAACGAAAAACUAGUUUUUACAAAUCUCUAGAUUUUUAUGAACAUGAAGUAUCGAGGCUGCAAGGCUGACCGUACGAGCCUUCGGUAUGUUUAAAAGUAAAUUAUAAAACAUGAAGCUAGACAACAUGGCUUCGGUAAAUAUUAACGAUGUGGUAAACAUGUAUCAGACGUUGGUUAAAGACUGGAAUAAAAAGCCGGUUAAUCUAGAGAAAUGUGGCAAACUUUUGAGUUCUUUGAAGGUUGCUUUGACUGGACUAUCAUUUCUUCCAACAUCAACAUCUGUUCCAAAACCGCAAGAAUUGGUUCUUGCCAGAGAUGUUCUAGAAAUUGGAGUACAGUGGAGUGUCGAAAAAAAUGACAUACCUUCCUUUGAAAGAUACAUGGCACAGCUGAAACCAUACUAUUUAGACUAUCGUGGCAUACUCCAGGAGUCACCAUAUAUGUACCAAAUGCUGGGUUUAAACCUUCUUCUCUUAUUGGCUCAGAAUAGACUGGCCGAAUUUCACACAGAACUGGAAUUACUGCCACCAAAUGAAUAUAAUGAGAAUGUUUACAUCAAACAUCCUGUACAGUUGGAAAGGUUUUUGAUGGAAGGAAACUACAACAAAGUAAGUAUUUUUAGCAAGGGAAAUGUUCCAGCUAAAAGUUACCAUGUCUUUAUGGAUAUCUUGAUAAACACUUUACGAGAGGAAAUUGCUGCGUGUUUGGAGAAAUCAUAUCAAAAAAUAUCGUUCAUUGAAGCGCGAAGAAUGUUGUAUUUAGAAUCAGAAAAAGAUACAAAGUCAUUUGGAGCGAAGCGCGGAUGGAAACUAAACACGAAAAAUUUCUACAUCUUUGAAGAAGAGUCUGAGAGCAAAGCAGAGAUCCCGUCUAUUAACACAAUACAACAUAUGCUAGAAUACGCAAAAGAACUUGAGAGAAUUGUCUAAAAUAUGUGAUAAAACUUAUUCUUUCUACUUGUUUCUUGCUUCAAACUAUAAAUAGCAACUAUCUUUACUGUUUACCAUUUCUGGAAAUUAAUGCUAUUUGUCGUUCCCA